AUGAAAAGUCUUAGACCAAUUCGAGUUGCAAAGGAAGAUGGCGAGAAGGAAAGCCAACCCUUGAGUCCAAUGGCUCGAGUAUUUCAUGAGCCCAACUCCAAUGUCUACAUCGUUGUCAUCAUGGGAUUUAAGACUCCUAUCAAUUCGGAUGUUGUUAAAGUUAACUUGGCUCAGACUUUUCUCAAGCAUCCUCGUUUCUCUAGUUUGCAGGUGAUGGAUGAGGAAAAUGGUGGGGAGAUGAGAUGGGUUCGAACAGAAGUAAACAUAGAUAACCAUGUAAUAGUCCCAAAGCUUGAUCCAAACAUGGACUGUCCUGAUAAAUUUGUGGAAGAUUACACCUCUAAUCUCAGCAAAACCACAAUUAGUAGGUCCAUGCCAAUGUGGGAUAUUCAUAUUCUCAAGGUUAAAACUUCAGAAGCUGAAUCCACAAGCAUUCUUCGCGUCCACCAUUCCAUUGGUGAUGGAACAUCUCUCAUGUCUCUUUUACUUUCUUGUACUCGCAAAGUAUCCAAUCCUACGGAACUUCCAACUCUACCAACUUUAAAGAAAAGGAAUCCCAACGACUCUGCUGGGUUCUGGCACUUAUUGCUCAAGCUAUGGAUGUUAGUGUUGCUGUGUUGGAAUACUGUUGUUGAUGUGGUGAUAUUUCUAGCAACAAUUUUGUUCUUGAAGGAUACUAAAACACGUCUUAAAGGAGCAUCUCCAGUUGGAUCAACUGCUAGAAGGUUUGUUCAUAGAACAAUUAGUUUGGAUGAUGUGAAGCUGGUGAAGAAUGCCAUGGGCUCGACAGUCAAUGAUGUGAUGAUGGCAAUCACACAAGCGGGAUUGUCUUGCUAUCUCAAUAGGAAGUAUGGUGACGAUCAUCAGAAAGAUGAUGAAGGAGCAAAAGGGAAAAACAAUCUUCCCAAGAACAUUCGUCUUAGAGCAACUUUUUGCAUGAACAUAAGACCCUCUGCAGGCAUCCCUGCUUUUGAUGAUAUGACAAGAAAGGAUAGUGAAGCGAGGUGGGGCAACCAUAUUGGAUAUGUUCUGUUUCCUUUCACUAUUGCAUUGAAAGAGAACCCAUUGGAUUAUGUACGUGAUGCUAAAAUUACUGGGGACAGAAAGAAAGCCACUCUUGAAUCUAAAUUCACUUAUUUCAUGGCCAGAUUUUUCCUUAAUUUCUGUGGCACUAAGAUGGGGAACUUUCCAACUCAAACCACAUUGUGGUUUUCAAAUGUUGCUGGUCCACAAGAAGAAAUCUCUUACUUUGGCCACCCUGUGACCUUCAUAGCUCCCACCUUAUAUGGCCAACCUAAUGCGUUGAUGAUUCAUGUAGCGAGCUAUGAGAACAAGAUGAAAAUCAUCUUAUCGGCAGACGAAAACAUAAUUCCUGAUCCACAUCAACUCUGUGAUGAUCUUCAAAAUUCUCUUUCUCUGAUCAAGGAUGCAGUAAUCAAAAGCAAAAGGGCUGCUGAAUUAUAAAUACAUACACAUAUGAGCAUGUGUGGCAUAUAAUAAUAUAUUAAAAAAAUAAAAUUGAAAAUAAAAUAUUAUAUGUUCAUAAUUAUUGCAAAAGUAUAGAAUUUAUCAAAUAAUUUUGCAUUAAUUAUCGAGUAUUUAAUGUUUUAUUUUUGAAUUUAAUAUGAUUAUAUAGUAUAGUUUCCUAAAAGUAAUGUAUUGUCUGUAGAAUAAGAUGGAGAACAGUGCCCAUCAAAUAAUUU
Hevea brasiliensis (rubber tree) is the source of this 1703-nucleotide messenger RNA. RefSeq names its product wax ester synthase/diacylglycerol acyltransferase 5. Gene Ontology annotation, molecular function: diacylglycerol O-acyltransferase activity; long-chain-alcohol O-fatty-acyltransferase activity. The record is from RefSeq and is a predicted model, not a curated record. Lineage: Eukaryota; Viridiplantae; Streptophyta; Magnoliopsida; Malpighiales; Euphorbiaceae. Gene Ontology annotation, cellular component: plasma membrane. The transcript has 7 exons. Gene Ontology annotation, biological process: triglyceride biosynthetic process. Bases 1 to 1464 code for a protein of 487 amino acids.